This is a messenger RNA of Cyprinus carpio (common carp), 1658 nucleotides long. Its product is annotated as interferon-induced very large GTPase 1-like. Lineage: Eukaryota; Metazoa; Chordata; Actinopteri; Cypriniformes; Cyprinidae. The record is from RefSeq and is a predicted model, not a curated record. The transcript has 2 exons. The coding region runs from base 27 to 1658 and encodes 543 amino acids. Gene Ontology annotation, molecular function: GTP binding.
GAGAAUUGAAAGAAAAAGAGGAUCAUAUGAGAGAGAUGAGAGACAGAGAGGAAUGGGAGAGGCAGAAACAAGAAGAAAGACAAAAAGAGGAUGAGGAAUGGAGAACAAAAGAAAAACAGAUUUCUGAUGAACAGAUUCAGAGACUCAAGAAUGAAAUAGAGGGAAUGAUCAAAGAGAACAAGAGAACAAAAGAGAAACAAGAACAAGUAGAGGAUUUGGAGACAAGACUAAAAGAAGAAAGAAACAUCAAAGAAGAUCAACAAAAGACUUUUGAAGAGAUACUUAAACUCCUUGAAGAACAACAUGAAGAUGAACUGAAGAGAAGACAAGUGGAGUGGAGAGAGGAAUAUGAAAGAGAGAAAGAAGAGAUGAAGAAGAAGAUCUGCUCUGAAACUGAUGAUUCAAAACAGGCCUCAGCUUACAGGAAACUGGAGACUGAAUACAGCAAGUGGUCCUGGAAACUUCGCAGAGCCAUGAUGGAAACUGAGAACAAACUACACAACCAAAUAGAAAAUGAAACAAUUCAUGAGAUCGAAGAAACUGAUCUUCAAGGAGAACUGAAGAAGACAAGUGAAGAAGUGAAAAAAUCAAUGUCUGAGUUCUUUGAGAAAGACAAAGAUAAAGAUAUACUUAUUCAGUGGAAAAUUACAUUUGAAAUCAAAAUGAAAGAUGUUGAAGGAAAUAUUGUGAGAGAAACAAAGAGGAAAUUAAAUGAGAUUCUUCAACAGCGAGACCUGAAGAGAAUGAUUGAUGUUCAGAGGACACAUCAUGAAAACACUUACUUUGAAAAGAGCAAAGAACUUGCUUUAAAAUGCAAAAACAAAGCAAUUGACAAAGAAACACUGAGGAAAGAGUUUGAUGUGUUUUGGGAACAGUGGAUGAAGAAGAUCAUCUCAGACACUCCUCCAAUCAGAGACAUUGAUAUAAUGAGAGACGUGAGAGAAAUCCUCAGUAAUGUCUAUAAAAGUCCUCUUGUAGACCACAAGAAAGAAAGGAGAGAUCUUUUUUGUGUGCCAACUUAUUCGGAGUAUGUAUGGUUAAAAAGAGUCAGUGGACUUAAAGGAAUGAUCACAAAUGUCUACAAAUCAGCUGUAGAGAAGUUUGGUUACAGUCUAUCUAAGGAGGAUGAAAAUCAAAUAACAUCAUUAAUUACAAAUGUUGAUCAGCAGACAGAAACAAUGAUUCAGUCAUUUAACAUUUCAAAGAUGGGCUACAACAUCAACUUUAUCCAACAACUCACAGGUUACAUCAAGAGGAUAGUAACAGAACAUGAGGAAGAACCAGUGAAAUAUGUGUUCAAGGAUGAAUUCUUCAUGGAUUUAGUGUAUUCCAUCUUUAAAAGAGCAAACAAGAAGAUCACUGACCAACACAGACUGUUCAUGGAAGCCAAUGAUCCUGUAAUAUAUGUCGAGAAGAAGAGAGAGGAGUACUAUAGCAUUUUCCAGAAAUAUUGUAAUGGAGCAACAUCAGCUACCAUUUUUGGAGAGAUCAUCUGUCAGAACCUGAAAGAGCCCAUUGAGCAGAGUGUCUACAAGAAGACUGCCAGAGAUUUAACAGAUGAAAUGAGAUCAAACUGUGAAUCUCUGAAUGGAAACCGAUCAAAUCUGGAGAAACACAUCCUAAAGUCACUGGCAGAAGAGGAUGCUUUUGGAAUGUAA